Trematomus bernacchii (emerald rockcod) is the source of this 3259-nucleotide messenger RNA. RefSeq names its product tricarboxylate transport protein B, mitochondrial. NCBI's taxonomy places the organism in Eukaryota, Metazoa, Chordata, Actinopteri, Perciformes, Nototheniidae. Gene Ontology annotation, biological process: mitochondrial citrate transmembrane transport. The record is from RefSeq and is a predicted model, not a curated record. The transcript is spliced from 9 exons. The coding region runs from base 486 to 1439 and encodes 317 amino acids.
UUAAAUGGUAAUGCAAACCCUGAGAGGCUGCGCCCCGCCCUUUUUCUGUGGUGGAAUAAAGGUGGCCAGUCUCCUCUCACUCCGUGACCCCUGUCAGUCGCACUACAGGCUUGGUGGUUGUUGAAAUGCACUUUUGUACACGCGGCAGAUACGGAGAAACUGCUCCGGCCGCGCCUCCUUGCUUCCGGGUUGCUUUGCUCUCACCUACGCGCUUCAGUCGUGAUACAGCGUUAGUUACCAUGGCCACACAUCGCAGAUAUUGGCUAUAGAAGAUCCCAACUUCCUCGAUAGUCCCGGGUUCCGCCCACUGUCAGCAGAUCAGCUGGAAGCUCCGCGCGUCACCGGCAUCAGAAGCGCACCAGACAGCAUCCGUCCAUGUGUUGCGCGCUCCAGCCUACUUGGGAAAACAAACUGCAAGCUACCUAAUAGAUUAAAAACAUCACAAGACUAGAUUUCUAGAUAUUACUGUUCAUUUUCCCGUCAUCAUGCAGGGUAGAGGCACAUUUAUCAGCCCUUUCCCCAGACCCCGGUGUUUGGCGGCCGCGGCUCCGGCGGGGAAAGCUAAACUGACCCACCCGGGGAAAGCCAUACUGGCAGGGGGCCUUGCAGGUGGAAUAGAGAUCUGCAUCACCUUCCCAACAGAGUAUGUCAAGACCCAGUUACAGCUGGAUGAGAGGGCCAAUCCACCCAAAUACAGAGGAAUAGGGGACUGUGUGAAACAGACGGUACAGGGUCACGGAGUUAAAGGGCUGUACAGAGGACUCAGCUCACUGGUGUAUGGAUCCAUACCCAAAUCUGCUGUCAGGUUUGGGGUGUUUGAGUUCCUCAGCAACCGUGCGAGGGAUGAGAACGGUCGCCUGGACAGCACCAAGGGCCUGCUGUGUGGGCUCGGAGCCGGCAUCUUGGAGGCUGUUUUUGUGGUGUGUCCCAUGGAAACUGUUAAGGUUAAAUUCAUUCAUGACCAGACAUCAGCCAACCCAAAAUACAAGGGCUUCUACCACGGAGUCAGGGAGAUCAUCAAUGCCCAAGGAAUAAGAGGGACGUACCAGGGUCUCACUGCCACAGUCCUUAAGCAAGGCUCCAACCAAGCCAUUCGGUUCUAUGUGAUGACCUCUCUCAAGAACUGGUACAAAGGUGACAACCCCGAUAAAGCCAUGAACCCCUUGGUGACGGGAACGUUUGGAGCUGUAGCUGGAGCCGCCAGUGUCUUUGGAAACACACCACUAGAUGUCAUCAAGACAAGGAUGCAGGGUCUGGAAGCACACAAAUAUAAAAGCACAUUGGACUGUGGAUUAAAGAUCAUGAGACACGAGGGCUUGGCAGCUUUCUACAAAGGGGCGGUUCCUCGGCUGGGCCGUGUGUGUCUGGACGUGGCCAUAGUCUUCAUCAUCUAUGAGGAGGUGGUGAAGGUCCUGAAUGUUGUCUGGAUUACGGACUGAGCCUCUGGAUGUGCAGAGAGGGCUGCGGCUCCCUACUUUCCAGGCAUCAGACACAGAUCCCAGUUUGGCCGACCUCCUCCGCAUCACAAAACCAGAGGGGGUGAGACAGAGAGCUGAACUUAGAUGAGUGUCAAAUGCUAACAGGAAGUUAAAGAGCUCAUUUAGAUAAGGGGCAAAGCCUGAAAAUAGUGCCGCCCACAUCUGGACAGCUGUGUGUAUGCAGAGCUUUGCUGCAUUAAAACAAGACAUAUUAUAUCAAAAGUGGGAUCAUAAAAUGAUCCAAAUAAUGUGGAAAAGCAUAUCCUAGAAAGUCAUAAUUUCUCCAAGUUAAACGAAAUGUCAAUAUGAGGGUCCACAUCAUGAUUAGCUCAAACAUUUCCUGAAUGAAUGUAAGCUUUUUUCCAAGUUAUCUGGUUACAUUUCUUUGAAUCCUGCUUUUUAAAAUACCCUCCUUCAGUGGAGAACUUUAUUUCUCGUCAUUCAUAGCUGAUUUACUCAUUUCUGUGAGUAAUGCAUGUGUCAUACUUAGUUUUAUUAAGUUAGAUGUGCUCUCUGCCUCUACUUGUGCCUGUUUUUAGUUCAGAGGAGCCAGACUCCAGCUGACUGCAGUUUACAGUCACAUAUACUGCAGUUACUUCCAUAACUAAGCCUUUAAUAGAAUGAUUUUACAAUUAUAAUAUGCCAAUUAUUUUUUAUAAAUUAUAGAUUCUUAUUUAGUUUAUAACCAGCAUUAUAGUUUUGUUGUAAAGUAUGAUAUAUAUUGUUCUUGUGCCAAAUGCCAAACCUGUUAUACUAUGAAAAUAUGUUCAGAAUAAGAACAUGCUAAUGUAGCAUAACGUGCUUAAAUAGAGAAGAGCAAGUAUUAUGACUUAUAUUGUGACUUUCUUUAUAAAUGUAUUAAUUGAAUGUUCAAUAUCUUUAUGGGUGAGAAAUGACUUGCUGUUAUCGUGGGCCACUUGUUGUUUCUGUGAUCAGGUCUCGGUGUGAAGGUUUUUUAAGAUGUUAGGAAAAUAUGAUAUUGCUGUAUUUCACUGUGAGUCUAAAUGACCCAAUGACACUAAGUCAUAAAGACAGAGUAACCUCUGACCUGUUUUCUUUAAUGGAAGCACUACUGUUCAUCAGGUAACUUGAUGCUUGAUUGUUUUCUGCUUAUGUUAGAAGCAGGUUUCAUAUUUUCCCUAAAUGAAUUAUUCCCAGAUAUUUGGACCCUGGCAGCGGGACACACAAUAAUGAUUGAAAAUGAAAAAAGAGACAUAUUGUUCUGCUAAACACAUACAAAAUAAUAUAUUUUGUAUUUAAAUGUAAUAUAUUUAUAUUAAGAUUACUCACAAUAUAUUUUAAUCAAUUUCCAUUGGUGUUCUGAUUCAGUAUUUCAUUCAGGGUUCAUUUUUAUUUAUCACUCAUGUGCCUUUUGUUUGUCUGUUACACUGUGAAUGCUACUUGAGGUAAAUCCUAAUUUAUUAUCAAUAGAAUAUUCAUCUCUUAAAUCAUCUUACCGACACAACAACUGAAUGAUAAUGAAAACAGUCAUGAUCUAUAUGUAUUCAUGUAAUAAUUGAAUUUAAAUACGGAUGGGUUGUGUUUCACUAUUUCUGUAAUACAUUUUUAAUAACAUUUUUCAGUUUUGACCGAACUAUGCUUGUGAUCCUAACUGCCAAAUAUCCAAGAGAAAAUGUAAUUAUUAUUGCAAAUCAAUGUAUUCAGAGGGUAUGAUGAAGCUUGAGCAUAAACACUGUCCCCUCUAUUUGUCUGUGCUUAAUGUUCAGUUCUUUUGUUUAGUAGGGGGGUUUCAAAACUCAUUAAAACAAGCAUCUGAAAUC